GAGGCCGACUCCCCGGCGAGCCACCGCGUGGCCCCCCUGUCGCCGCUGGGGCUGCCCGGCUCGCCGGCCGCGGCGCUGCAGGUCUGCCCCCGUUGUGGCAUGCAGCUUACCGCCUUGCCGACUUCCGCGAGAUCAUCACCCAUGCCAGUCCUCGCCAGCACGGACACCUCAAAGAGAGGAAGUUCUUUCGGUGUUGGAGUCAGGAGGGGCUCCGUGGUCGCGCUCAUGGCCGAGGCGGCGAGCAGGUCCUCGAGGCAGCUGGAGACGGCCCCCGCCCUCGGCGUCACGGGCUUCAAAGCCGGCGCGGUGCCCCUGGCGAUCGACGCCGCGCUUCAGUCCGGCGCGGCACCAUCC
Molecule: messenger RNA, 354 nt
Organism: Prorocentrum cordatum
Lineage: Eukaryota; Dinophyceae; Prorocentrales; Prorocentraceae
Source: the annotation of a GenBank genome assembly